AUGGAACGUCCAAUCAACGUGAAACCGACAAAUUACUCGGUUGUCGACAAUGAAUUCGGAAAUAUGAGAGAUCGUUUCGAGGCUGAGAUGAGAAGAGUCGAAGAUGAGAUGAAAAGGCUCAGACAAGAGUUUGAAGGCUACAGCUCUCGUGCUCCACCCCAGCAGGCGAUCACAAAUCAAUCUCAGCAAUCAAAUCAAUCUCACUAUUCAACCUCAUCAUCGCAACAAAAUCGCUCUUAUUCGAGCCAGGGACAUCGGGAUGAGCGUGGACAUUUUGGUGGCGAUCUGAUGGCCGUUCGGCCGAGCUAUGACCCAUAUUUGGACAAUUUAAAAAGUCCACUCAUUCGCGAUGAAUCCGAUGGAAAAACGCUUAGACUUCGCUUCGACGUGGCUCAAUAUAAGCCCGAGGAGGUGACAGUGAAAACCAUCGACAAUCGUCUGCUCGUCCACGCGAAACACGAGGAAAAAUCCCCGCAACGCACCGUUUUCCGUGAAUAUAAUCAGGAAUUUCUUCUUCCCCGUGGCACAAAUCCUGAGUUGAUCAGCUCGACUUUGUCAACUGAUGGAGUGCUCACCGUCGAGGCGCCACUUCCACAGCUCGCCAUUCAACAU
This is a messenger RNA of Mesorhabditis belari, 612 nucleotides long. The record is from the annotation of a GenBank genome assembly. Lineage: Eukaryota; Metazoa; Nematoda; Chromadorea; Rhabditida; Rhabditidae.